Larimichthys crocea (large yellow croaker) is the source of this 508-nucleotide messenger RNA. It is a transcript of the gene tmem258, whose product is annotated as transmembrane protein 258. The coding region runs from base 97 to 336 and encodes 79 amino acids. The transcript has 4 exons. NCBI's taxonomy places the organism in Eukaryota, Metazoa, Chordata, Actinopteri, Sciaenidae. Gene Ontology annotation, cellular component: oligosaccharyltransferase complex. The record is from RefSeq and is a predicted model, not a curated record.
ACGUCAGCAGCACGUCACGAAAAAGCAGGAAGUGUUAGUCAGUACGUGGCCUUAUCAUCUUGGACGCAGAGACAGGAGCUCCGCUUCAUCACAAAAAUGGAACUCGAGGCUAUGACCAGAUACACCAGCCCGGUGAACCCGGCUGUGUUCCCCCACCUCACUGUCGUCCUGCUGGCCAUCGGCAUGUUCUUCACGGCCUGGUUCUUCGUCUAUGAGGUGACGUCAACGAAAUACACUCGGGACGUCUACAAAGAGCUGCUGAUCUCCCUCGUGGCUUCACUUUUCAUGGGUUUCGGUGUGCUGUUCUUACUACUCUGGGUUGGCAUCUAUGUAUGAAGGUACAUUUAAAAUCUUAUUUUCGGGUGACUGAGUUAAAAGAAUGACACAUUCCAGUGGAACCAAGAACAUCGCAGACAACACAAACUGGAUUUAAUUGGACUGCACUGACGAUAUUCUGGGAUCAUAUGAACUCUGAUUUUGUUUUCACAAGUAAAGGGGAUUUAUAUAA